Messenger RNA from Striga asiatica, 1273 nucleotides. Lineage: Eukaryota; Viridiplantae; Streptophyta; Magnoliopsida; Lamiales; Orobanchaceae. The record is from the annotation of a GenBank genome assembly.
AUGUUGGGGUUUUUUUUCUUCGACACGCCGCACGUCCGCACCAGCAACCGUCCUCCUCGACACGCCUCGCGCCUCCCCGUCUUCGAGACACCGGUCCGACGCCUCGCCGUUUCCGACGCAUCACCGCCUCGACGCUCCGCGUCCCCCGCCGACUCGAGCUCGACGCCGACUCCACUUUGCAGAUUUGGAAGGCUCGCCCCCAGCAAGGCCCAUGUUGCAGGCAAACAAACGGGCGGGCCAGGUGGGGCGGCCUUCCUGGACCCGUGGCAGGUCACGGGCCAGGUCGGGCGCGGGCGGAGGGUCGCGGGGCAGAUGUCAGGAAACAAGACUGUGGUUGGGCUUUCAUGGGAACCUAAUUUGGCUGUGUUUUCAUCCACCGGAAAGGAAAAAUGCCCUGAAACUGAAAUCAGUGCUCUGUACAAACCCAAUUCUGAGCUCGUCGAUGGUCUUUUUCUUCCUCCCAAUGACCCCAGAAAGUUAAACAAACUGAUCAAGAAACAAGUCAAGGACACUGCUGGAAAAAAUUGGUUUGAUAUGCCUGCUCAAACCAUGACACCGGAGUUGAAAAAAGAUCUACAGCUUCUGAAGGUGGGCACUGUGAUAGAGUCUGCAACAGAGUUCUUCACUGGCAGACUUACUAAAAAGGAGAGAAAGGCAACCCUUGCUGAUGAGCUGCUUGCUGAUAGUACCCUUGGUGAUUAUAGAAAACGCAAGGUUCGAGAGAUUGAAGAGGCAAACCGGCCUGCUGGGGUGGACAAGUGGAAGAGAAGCAAGUCAAAGAAGCAUGCAAAGGGCAGGAAAAAGGUGGUAAACAGCUAAAAUAGGUGCACACUCAAUUAACCAUUUUCCGAGGUUGGAUAUAUACCCUUUUGUUUAGCAUGAGGUUAAGAGAGGUUAUGUUGGUUUACUCUGUUUAUGAGUCUGUCUGGUGAAUUGGGAUUAUACCCAUCUGUUUUCGGAUGAGAACAUGAUGUUCUUGUUGUAAUUCUGUUAUUCACUAUAACCAUUUUGUUAUUGGUAUAUUAUUUAUUUAUUUAUGCAAUGGAUAUGGAUGGACUAAAUAUCAGGUAUUUCCUUUGUUAUCCCCUGUAUUUCUUGUCAAAUCAUACAAGAUAUGAAAAUUCUGCAGCUGAUGAUAGUGUACCCAUUUAUGUCUUGAUUGAUUUGUUGCCAUGAAAAACAGCACCACCACCACAAAAGGAUGUUCGCUACACCACAAAGAGACUUGCUAAAUUUUGAUUCUUUCGUUACAACAUUCAUAAAACCGUUGACA